UAGAGCCUCAUAGAAGCGGCACUAGUUCGUUUUGUGGAACGCUGCUGGUAGGUUCUUCUUCUUCAUUUCGCGAGAAAACCUAGAAAACCUUCCUCCUACUACUAUCCGCCAUGGAUCUUGAGGCGGAGAUCCGCGCAUUACAACUUGAUUCAGCAGAUGAAAUCAAUGGUGUUGUCACUCCAGAAGAUCAUAACUCUGUUGAAGUUGAAAAAUUGGAUAAAGCAGAAGAAGACUUGAAAGAUGAGGUUCAAGAAUCAGUCCCAGUUCCUGACGAGCAACAAGCUUCUGAGGAUCAUGAUCAAGUAAUGCUUCAUCCAGUGCAUAACCCAGCGAAAGCUAAAGAGAAAGCUGCUCAAGAGAAGGCUGCCAAAGAGGAAGCUGAAGAGGAAGCAGAAGCAAAUAAAAAACGACACUUGAACGUGGUGUUCAUUGGGCAUGUCGAUGCUGGUAAAUCUACAAUUGGAGGACAGAUUCUAUUCCUCAGCGGUCAGGUGGAUGAUCGACAAAUCCAAAAGUAUGAGAAGGAAGCAAAAGACAAAAGUAGAGAAAGCUGGUAUAUGGCAUAUAUAAUGGAUACAAAUGAAGAAGAGAGGCUCAAGGGUAAAACAGUUGAAGUGGGAAGGGCUCACUUUGAAACUCAGAGCACUAGAUUUACCAUUUUGGAUGCUCCGGGACACAAGAGUUACGUACCUAAUAUGAUCAGUGGAGCAUCUCAAGCGGACAUUGGUGUACUGGUGAUUUCAGCUCGAAAAGGUGAAUUUGAAACAGGAUUUGAGAGGGGUGGGCAGACACGUGAACAUGUUCAACUUGCCAAAACAUUGGGUGUGUCGAAGCUGAUUAUUGUUGUGAACAAGAUGGACGAUCCAACUGUGGGAUGGUCGAAAGAAAGGUAUGAUGAAAUAGAACAAAAAAUUGUACCAUUUCUGAAAGCCUCUGGUUACAACACUAAGAAAGAUGUUGUCUUCUUGCCUAUAUCUGGUCUAAUGGGAAUAAAUAUGGACACGAGGAUGGGUCAAGACGUUUGUCCUUGGUGGAGUGGCCCUAGCUUUUUCGAAGUCCUUGAUUCUAUUGAAAUUCCGCCACGGGAUCCUAAUGGUCCAUUCAGGAUGCCUAUUAUUGAUAAAUUUAAGGACAUGGGAACUGUUGUUAUGGGGAAAGUUGAAUCUGGCAGCAUCCGGGAGGGUGAUUCCUUGGUUGUAAUGCCAAACAAGGAACAAGUGAAAGUUGUUGGUAUAUAUUGCGAUGAAGACAAAGUUAAACGUGCAGGACCUGGUGAGAAUUUGAGAGUUCGUAUUACUGGCAUUGAAGAUGAGGACAUCCUUUCAGGUUUUGUCUUAUCCAGUAUUGUAAAACCUGUCCCUGUUGUUACUGAGUUUGUUGCCCAACUGCAAAUCCUUGAGCUGCUUGACAACGCUAUUUUUACAGCUGGUUACAAGGCAAUUCUCCAUAUCCAUGCAGUGGUUGAGGAGUGUGAGAUUAUCGAAUUGAAAAGCCAAAUUGAUCUCAAGACAAGGAAACCCAUGAAAAAGAAAGUUUUGUUUGUGAAGAAUGGUGCCGCUGUUGUGUGCCGCAUCCAGGUUUUGAACUCAAUUUGUAUUGAAAAAUUUGCGGAUUUCCCUCAACUUGGAAGAUUCACUCUACGAACUGAAGGAAAAACAAUUGCUGUUGGAAAGGUGACUGAGCUCUCAAGUGCUGCCUCAAGCGCUUGAUCCAAAUUUUGUGAGAGAAAAGGAGGCUUUUGGGUUGCACCAAGAGGGAGAUUAGUAAAAUGCUUCAUGAAUGGUUCGGACUAGGAAAUCUGAGGUCCCUAAAACCCAAUUCCUAGUUCCUUUCUGUUCUGUGCACAGUUGAGGUUUGAGAUUCACAAGCUGCGGAGAGGUGUAACCUGAGACCCUUUUUGCUGGAUAUUUUAAAGCUAGAGAGAGAAUUAUGAUGAACAUGAGAGUUUUUUUGGUUCUGUUUUCAAGUUUAAAUAUACAACUAUGACUACCUUCCUUUUGGCUGACUAGUCUGUUUUUCGGCUAUUUGGAGAUUGUUAUUUCAUAGUUGAGGAAACACUAUUUGUUCCUUAAUACUUGUCAGACAGGUUCAGGUUUCUAUCA
Molecule: messenger RNA, 2102 nt
Organism: Capsella rubella
Lineage: Eukaryota; Viridiplantae; Streptophyta; Magnoliopsida; Brassicales; Brassicaceae
Product: eukaryotic peptide chain release factor GTP-binding subunit ERF3A
Exons: 20
Coding region: 111-1709 (532 amino acids)
Biological process (GO): translation
Cellular component (GO): translation release factor complex
Molecular function (GO): translation release factor activity; GTP binding; GTPase activity
Source: RefSeq, a predicted model, not a curated record